AUGGCUGCAGACGCACACAAAAAAUGACAGCUAAUACGUAAACAAACCAAAAACACUCGACCGCCGGUUGUUGUAUUUCAUUAGUUUUCUCUAAAUCGAGAUCGCCACGAUGAACGAAAUCAAUCACAAAACCGUUUUCGUGUUAGACCACACGCCAUACUUUGGUAUAUCAUGCGAAAGUCCAAUUGAUUGUGAUUUUAUCAAAAGCAAAGUACCGGUACCACCAAUCAGCAAGAGCUUGUGGACGUGUGCGGUCGAAGCUUCCGUAGAGUACUGCCGGAUUGCGUACGAUCUGUUUCCCGUCGGGAAAUUGAUACGCUUCGUAGUAAGUGACACAGCCGCACACAUCGUGAACACAUGGAACACGGGGACACAAACAUUAACGCACAUAUUGAACGCAAUGACGAUGGUUGGUGUACCGCCGCGCCAAACGCAAGCGUCGGAUUACUCGGUGAUACACGGUUUGCGGGCGGCUAUCGAGGCACUGGCAGAACCGACCGAAUUUCAAAAGGAACAAUUACUCGCCCAUGCAAAGAGCGACAAUGCUAAGCUGUUGAAUCGGGGUCGUGUGAUUUGCAUAACGUCUGCUCGAGAUGAUGCCAGCAUGAAGAGUUUGGAGGACAUUUUCCGCACGGUGCUGGUACAGCAAAAUACGAUAGCCGGGCACAAGGAUUACAUCAGCAUUGACCAGUGUCAUCUCGUCAUCAUCAACCUUUAUCCUGCCAAUAUGGAAUCGAUGGUUUCGAACAGAGCGCUGAUCGAAAUAUCGCCUAUACUGAUGUCGGAGAUACACUCGAACAAAGCGAACAACAUUUCAAACAAGCUGACUAAUCUCAUUCUGCCUCACUUUGAUCUAGCAAGCACAACGGUUACCGGGAUACCGAUGAAGGAAGAACAAAAUGCCAGCUCCAGUGCUAAUUACGAUGUGGAGAUUUUUCACGGACGCACAGCCCACUCAGUGUUUCUCGGUACGGAGCUGGUACUUCCGCACAGCUUGAAGGACGGUUCGGACUAUGAAACGGUCACAUUGAAAUGGUGCACACCGCGUAGCUGUGGCUCUUCGGAAAUGCAACCCUGUUUGGCACAGUGCCGUGUCACACCGGUUGAUGUUACCUCCCGACCAAGCUCUUGUUUGAUCAACUUCUUGUUAAGUGGCCGCUCGGUGUUGCUGGAAAUGCCGAAGAAAUCGGGCGGCAAAAUUACGAGCCAUCUGUUGUCCGCUCACGGAGGAGAAAUCUUCAUUCACUCACUCAACACCGCCCGCAGCUGUUUGGAAGAUCCGCCCUCCAUAUCGGAAGGUGGUGGUGGCCGUGUGACGGACUAUCGUAUAAAGGAUUUUGGAGUGCUUAUGCAGCAACAUCGCUUAAUCCCACUGAAACCAAUGCCCGAGCGGCAACCGGACGAAAAUUUGCAGAAGAUGAGAACAAAGUUGUCAAGAAAUUCGCGCUACUGGCCACUGACGCUCGGCCGUACGGUGCUGUACAAUGUGCGGCACUUUAUGGAACCAUUGUUACUGCUCACGCCAAAACCGGAACUGACCGAGGAUGAGAAAAUGAUGUGCCUAAAGUCAAUUUACAAUCUGUCGCAGCUGGAAGAACGGCAAGAAUCGCUUGUCCUACCUAACAUGGGCCACCGUUUGAAGGGAAACAAAAAGGAAGAACAGUAUAGACUGCUCUGGUCGGAGCUGGAAACGAUCGUCAACUGUAAUGGAUCGUCGCCCAACCAUAAGGCCAUCGUAAGCUGCAUUCGUGAAUGUCGCCGUAUGUAUCCGAAUGCGGAUGGUAGCGAUCCGUAUGACAAAUCGCACGGUACCGAGGGUACUGUGCCGGAUGCGCACCGUGCCAGUGUGAUUAGGGCCACAACCGACUCACCAAUGUCUCCGCCACAUUCAAUGAGUGGCAGCAGUAGCGGUGCGGGUGGUAGUGGUAGCAGCAGUGUUGCUGGAGCUGUAACUGCCGAUUCUUCCUCUUCCACGGGUGCCAUUGCUCUAGGCGCGAGCAAUACAACCGUCGGUGGUGUAGUUAGUUUGCUUGGCGGAACACGGGGAGGAGCGGUGGGAGGCAGCAAGAAAAGCUUCAGUUCCGGUGGACGUUCGUUGUUUGACGCGUUGGCUAGUACGGAACGGGCGAUCAGUCAAAAGCGUAUCGAUUUCAGCGGACGCCUUUGCACGCCAACGGGGCAGAUCGCGAAACUGUAUUCUCAUAUAGGCUCGAAGGAUUCGGAAACCACCGCACAAGGUAGACCGGCGGAUGUAAAGUAAGAUAGGUACACAGUCUACACUGCUCGCUGCUAACGGUUUCCAUAGGAACGCGAAAUGUACAAUUGCAAAGUUUAAUAUGAUGCUACACGAAUAAAUAUUAUAUUUAUAGACUGAAACGCCUGAUCGCAAUUUCUAUUAUCUAUUUCAGUAUAAAUUGAUGUAAAUGU
This is a messenger RNA of Anopheles funestus (African malaria mosquito), 2427 nucleotides long. RefSeq names its product protein asunder (gene asun). Lineage: Eukaryota; Metazoa; Arthropoda; Insecta; Diptera; Culicidae. Gene Ontology annotation, biological process: centrosome localization; regulation of mitotic cell cycle. The transcript has a single exon. Gene Ontology annotation, cellular component: integrator complex. The coding region runs from base 110 to 2260 and encodes 716 amino acids. The record is from RefSeq and is a predicted model, not a curated record.